Daldinia caldariorum is the source of this 3953-nucleotide messenger RNA. Its product is annotated as Metalloenzyme, LuxS/M16 peptidase-like protein. The transcript has a single exon. NCBI's taxonomy places the organism in Eukaryota, Fungi, Ascomycota, Sordariomycetes, Xylariales, Hypoxylaceae. The coding region runs from base 224 to 3262 and encodes 1012 amino acids. Gene Ontology annotation, cellular component: mitochondrial matrix. Gene Ontology annotation, molecular function: metal ion binding. Gene Ontology annotation, biological process: protein processing. The record is from RefSeq and is a predicted model, not a curated record.
CCUUAUCGUUCGUAUCAUUCGCCCUUGGAAAUUUUCUAGAAUUAGGUACGUGCCGUGCGUCCAAUCCGUACCUUUAAACUUCCUCUCUCCUUUAACCAUCACAACGCCCCACUACGAAACGAAAACUGCGGCUGUUCAACUUGUUGUGAUCCCGGUUCAUUACCUCGUUACCAUUUCUUCUCUUUGAUAUGAUUUGUGGCUUGUACCUCUGAUUAUCAAUAAGAUGUUGCGUAACGCGGUGAAAGGUGCAGCUAGGAAAGCUGCAACAGAGCUGUCCCAGUACCCGAAGCCCGGAGAGAAACUCCAUGGUUUUACUUUGUUAAGGACAAAGCAUGUACCAGAGCUAGAGCUAACUGCGCUACAUUUGCGACACGACAAGACCGGCGCAGAUUAUCUACAUAUUGCUCGAGAUGACAGCAACAAUGUAUUCUCGAUCGGCUUCAAGACGAACCCCCCGGAUGAUACCGGUGUUCCGCAUAUUCUUGAGCACACGACACUAUGUGGUAGCCAGAAGUAUCCCAUACGAGAUCCUUUCUUUAAGAUGCUGCCUCGAACCCUGUCCAACUUUAUGAAUGCCUUCACUGCUUCCGAUCACACCUACUAUCCCUUUGCUACGACCAACGCCCAAGACUUUCGUAAUUUGAUGUCGGUAUAUCUUGACGCGACCCUUUACCCUCUAUUGAAGGAGACAGAUUUUACCCAGGAAGGUUGGCGUAUCGGGCCUGAAAACCCCAGAGUUGCAGAGAAGGGUGGAGAGGCAGAUGCUGAGGAGAGCAAGCUGGUCUUCAAGGGUGUUGUCUACAACGAGAUGAAAGGACAAAUGUCCGAUGCAGGCUACCUAUUUUAUAUCCGCUUCCAAGACCACAUCUUCCCGGCCAUCCACAACUCCGGAGGCGAUCCACAGAAGAUUACUGAUCUGACAUAUGAGCAGCUACGCAAGUUUCAUGCCGAGCACUACCAUCCCAGCAAUGCGAAGCUUAUAACUUACGGCGAUAUGCCAUUGACCGACCAUCUCAAGGAAAUCGACGCCCAGAUGCAAGCAUUCGAGAAGAUUCAGGCAGACAUUGAACAUAAAAAACCUAUCGAUCUUAGUGAUGGGCCACGUUCAGUUACAGUAUUUGGCCCGAUCGACCCCCUCGCUGAUCCGGAAAAGCAAUUCAAAACAUCGGUGUCGUGGAUCACUGGUGAUACCACCAAUGUGCUAGAGUCAUUUUCCAUAGCUCUGCUCUCAUCUCUGCUAAUGGAUGGAUAUGGGUCUCCGCUGUACAGGGGGCUCAUCGAGAGCGGGAUCGGUACUGAUUGGAGUCCAAAUUCUGGUUAUGACGGAUCAGCAGCGACGGGCAUCUUCUCCAUUGGUUUAACUGGCGUCGAUGAGGCUAACGUCAAGACGGUCAAGGAUCAUAUUCAGAGGAUUCUGCGGGAAAUUCGCGAUAAGGGUUUCGAAAGAACAAAGAUUGAAGGAUAUCUCCAUCAGCUUGAGUUGAGUCUCAAACAUAAAACCGCCAAUUUUGGUCUUUCAGUGUUACAUCGCCUGAAGGGGAAAUGGUUUUCUGGCACCGAUCCCUUCGAUUCUCUAGCAUGGAACGAUACAGUUGCGGCUUUUGAAGCAAAACUUGCUGAGGGGAGUUACCUAGAAGGACUGAUGGAUAAGUACCUCCUCAACGACAACACGCUUACGUUUACAAUGGCUCCUUCGGAAACAUACGGCGAAGAGAUUGCCCAAGAAGAGAAUGACAGGCUGCUAGCUAAAAUUUCCGAAGCAGCUCAACAAGCUGGCGGGGAACAAGAGGUUCGAAAGUUUCUCGAGCAGCGAGAACUUGAUUUACUCGCUGAGCAAAACAAGUCCAAUACGGAAGAUCUAAGCUGCCUACCGACUGUUCACGUCAAAGACAUUCCAAGACAGAAGGAGCCUGUGAUCGUAAGAGAUGAAGUGGCACACGGCACUACUAUUCAGUGGCACGAGGCUCCUACAAAUGGCCUUACUUACUUCCGAGCCAUCAACACAUUUGAAAAUCUACCAGAUGAGCUCCGUUCCUUAGUUCCAUUAUUUACAGACUCUAUUAUGCGGCUGGGAACAAAGGAUAUGACGAUGGAACAGCUCGAGGAUCAAAUCAAGCUUAAGACAGGGGGUGUAUCUGUUAGCUAUCUGUCGACCGCAUCGCCAACAGAUUUCCGCCAGGCAUCUGAGGGCAUUCUAUUACGGGGUAUGGCACUCGAUCGUAAUGUACCCGAAAUGUUCGAUCUACUACGGAAACUCAUCCUGGAGACCGACUUUGACAAGCCAGAGGCAGCUCUUCGGAUAAGGCAAUUACUCGAAGCCGCAGCAGAUGGAGUGGUAAACGACAUUGCUUCAUCCGGUCAUUCAUACGCCCGAAGGUAUGCUGAGUCAAAUUUGACACGUGAAGGUUACCUCGCCGAGCAAGUAAGCGGUUUAACGCAAGUUAAACUCAUCACAUCACUGGCUGGGCGACCACAGUCAGACAAGUUCGAAGACAUAAUCGAGAAACUAAAGCGAAUACAGAGAUUUGCGUUGGCCGGUACCAACAUUCGUACAGCGUUAACAUGUGGAUCCGACAGCGUUCAAGCCAACUCUUCAGCAUUGUCCCGGUUUAUGGCGUCUAGAUCAACUGACCCUGUAAGGUUUCCCGCUGCCGAAAAACAGACAUUUGCGAGAGAUAUCAAAGCAUUUUUCCCGCUUCCUUACCAGGUGUACUAUGGUUCUCUGGCGCUUCCAACUACCUCCUAUACGUCAUCGCAGGGUGCACCACUUCAAAUUCUAGCGCAACUUCUAACUCAUAAGCACCUCCACCAUGAAAUCCGUGAAAAGGGUGGUGCUUAUGGAGGUGGUGCUUAUAUGAAGGGGCUCGAAGGAAUAUUCGGGUUUUACUCGUACCGAGAUCCAAACCCGCAGAACACACUUUCUAUCAUGAAAAAUGCCGGCCGGUGGGCAGUCGACAAGGAAUGGACCGAUCGAGACCUUGAAGAGGCGAAGAUAUCGGUUUUCCAGAGCGUCGAUGCACCCAAAUCUGUAAGUGCAGAGGGGAUGCUGCGAUUCAUGUCUGGCGUCACAGAUGAGAUGCAGCAGAAGAGACGUGAACAGCUUUUGGAUGUUUCUAAGGACCAAGUCCGAGACGCCGCGCAGAAGUACAUUGUUGACGCUCUAGCAAAGGGAGAAGAAAGGAUCGCUUUCCUCGGGAAGAAACAGGAUUGGGUGGAUGACACCUGGAAGGUAAACGAGAUAAACGUGAAUGGUGCCGAGUAACGACAGAAAACGACGUACGAACGAUAGAUGUAAAAAUUGGCUGUACAAUAUCUGUGCAUACAUAUACCCUUCUCUUAUGAAUUAGACGAGUUGUAUAUAGCCCCAGCACUUGUAGUCUGGGCUACACCGGCUCUUGAGCAAUCGGUCACCCAGUGAAACGGCAUAUCCAGCAGCAUAUCAUUCAUUGUAGAAACUUGUUUCAGCGUUCAGAUACGAUACGUCUUCUUGCCUGGUGUCUCCCCCGGAGACUCCACCGUGGCAUGAAGACCACAACAAGACGCGAGAUCAAAAUAUUGUCCGAGGUAAGGUCUGCAGACGGCAUGCCUCGAGGGGCUGCUAGUCGCAAGAACCGACCUCGCGCUCGUUCUUUCAGACUCGGAUUCCUUAAAUUUAGGAUUCUGGACUAUAGAACAGAGUACAUGCUUGAUAUAUAUCUAUUUUAUAUAUACCUUAGGUACCUAUGUAGGUACCUAACAUAGUACGUAUGUCCCAUCGCUACACGUAAAGCAAAAAUUAUUUUGGCUACCACAUCCUCCCACAAACCCGCAAAGUCUUGGGGGACAUGAUGGAAAGAAAGACAAAAAGAUAUGCGUGACAAGAGUGGGACUUGAACCCACGCGGAUUGCUCCAUGAGGAUGUAGGAAUUAAGGUGACCUUAACCUCACGCCAUAACCAACUCGGCCAUCUUGCC